Molecule: messenger RNA, 693 nt
Organism: Caenorhabditis briggsae
Lineage: Eukaryota; Metazoa; Nematoda; Chromadorea; Rhabditida; Rhabditidae
Exons: 2
Coding region: 1-693 (230 amino acids)
Source: RefSeq, a predicted model, not a curated record
AUGUACUAUGUCAACUUAAUUUGGAUAUCAGUCUCUUGCUUAUCAUUUGUCUUCAAUAUGAUUGUUCUGUUCCUUGCAAUAGAACGUCAUCACGAACGACUUGAAGCCAAGAUUCUCGCUGUGGAUCCUGAUUAUCAAUCCAUUUUAGACACCUAUCAUCCUAUCAUUAUUGACAUGAAAUCUGCCACGAUCCCAAUGAACAUUCUUCUUUUAGAAGGUGUGUGGGCGGCUUUGCUUUAUACAAUUAUAGUAUUCUAUGGUUUAUACAGAAUUUUCUAUUCAAUUUACAAAAAUCAACGAAUCGUCUCGGAAAGAGUAACUAAAGCGCAAACUAACAUUGUCAUCACAUUAUUCAUUUACGGAAUCACAUUUUUUGGAUUAAUUGGAUUUCCGACAGUUGCAGCUAGUACCGCAAUAGUGGCAGGUGUUGAUGUCAAGUAUUGGCCUUUUGGUGGAGUGUAUUUUAUAUCAUUAUCAGUUCCAGCAACCCUAUUUUGUAUCAUCAAUAUAUUGACAAUCAGUCCUUAUCGGAAAGCUAUCAGGAAUCUAUUUAGGAGACUUGUUCAUAUUUCAAAUCAAUCUUUUGUAGCUACAGUAUCUGAAAAUCGUAAUGCUGUUGUUCAAGUGCCACAAUCAUUAUUUACAAGAGAAAGGCAAGCACAAUCAAAUCCGCAAGCGGUGCAACAAAAUUAG